ACAUCAAACAAUUAGGAAUGAUUACCACAGCAACCUUAAACAAGCGAUUACCUAUAUUUACAACCUCAGUGUGCAGAUAUGCCCUGACAUUAGCUCAACAGCACCCACCUCCUGCUAAUGACCCAAAAACAAGUAUUUUUGAUAUCAGCACCAAAGUUUAUAAAGAAACAGACAUCGAAAAGCAUAAUGAUACAAAGUUUAUUACUCAUCCAAUCUUUCCCCACCCUUCAUUCCCACAAGAAGAAUGUGAAAAGGUUAUGUUUGAACAUCGUGAACCAAAGACUUUAGGUGAUAAGAUUUCCUAUCAUGGUAUGAGAUUUUGUCGUAGUGCUUUUGAUAAAGUUACUGGAUACAAGAAAUUAUCUGGUACUGAUAUUCGUGAGCAUGAUGGUACUAGAUAUGAAAUGACAGAAGGGAAAUGGUUAACUAGAGUUAUAUUUUUAGAAUCUAUUGCUGGUGUGCCUGGUUUUGUGGCUUCAUUUAUCCGUCAUUUACACUCGUUACGUCUUUUGAAAAGAGACAAGGCUUGGAUAGAAACUUUAUUGGAUGAGGCUUAUAAUGAAAGAAUGCAUUUGCUUACCUUCAUUAAGUUGGGAAAGCCUAGUUGGUUUACCAGAUCAAUUAUCUAUGCUGGACAAGGGGUAUUUGCGAACAUCUUUUUCUUGUGUUACUUGGCCAACCCAAGAUUUUGCCACAGAUUUGUGGGGUACCUUGAAGAAGAAGCUGUCAGUACUUAUACCCAUUUGGUACAUGAGUUAGAGACCCCAGGAAAAUUAACUGGGUUUAACGAUAUGAAGAUCCCCGAAAUCGCUGUUCAAUAUUGGCCAGAAUUGACUGAAAACUCUUCAUUUAAAGAUUUGAUUCUUAGAAUUAGAGCCGAUGAAGCUAAACAUAGAGAAGUCAAUCACACAUUAGCUAAUUUAAAUCAAAAGUCGGAUAGAAACCCAUUUGCCAUGCAAAUUGAAGAUUAUGAUAAGCCUCAACCAAAUUACGGUUUAAAAGUAACUAAAGGUACUGGAUGGGAACGUGAAGAUUUAAAGCUUUAGUCGCCAGCCGAUAUUUAUGUAAUGUGUUUAUGAAUGAAUAUAUGAAUGUGUAUAUAGCAACAAUAAUAUGAACGAGAUCUUAUUACAGU
Molecule: messenger RNA, 1135 nt
Organism: Spathaspora passalidarum NRRL Y-27907
Lineage: Eukaryota; Fungi; Ascomycota; Pichiomycetes; Serinales; Debaryomycetaceae
Gene: AOX2
Product: alternative oxidase
Exons: 1
Coding region: 18-1046 (342 amino acids)
Biological process (GO): alternative respiration
Cellular component (GO): mitochondrion
Molecular function (GO): alternative oxidase activity
Source: RefSeq, a predicted model, not a curated record